CCUUUUUUUUUUCAAGGAACCCAGAGCAGUUUACAUGGACCUCCUCCUCUCCAUUUUCUCAUCAUCACAACAACCCGGUGAGACAUGGAUCCUGAGGACGCAGAAGAGCUGGCAGCUGAGAUGCACGGACGGACUGUGGAUGGCUGGGGCCUCCUGCAAAUUGCAGCAGGCACCGGUUUGACGGCCUACGUUGUGUGGGCUGGAAUUCUCAUGCCAGGCUUCCGCAAAGUGCCUUUACGGUUACAGGUCCCGUAUGUCCCAGCGAGUGCUGAGCAAGUGGAGAAUGUGAUGUCGCUGUUGAAAGGACGCUCUGGGAAGAUGGUAGAUUUGGGGUCAGGAGAUGGCAGAAUAGUACUGGAGGCUUACAAUCGAGGAUUCAGGCCAGCUGUUGGCUACGAACUCAAUCCGUGGCUGCUGCGACUGUCCAGCUAUCGCGCCUGGAAGGCUGGGUGUUACGAGAAGGUUUCCUACCGUCGGGAAGAUCUUUGGAAGGUGAAUCUGUCGGACUGUAAGAAUGUCACUGUGUUCCUGGCACCCAGUGUGUUGCUGCUCCUGGAAAGAAAGUUGCUGAUGGAGCUUCCGGAUGAGGCCCGCGUGGUCGCCGGACGUUUCCCUCUCCCCAGCUGGACACCCAGCAACACGGCAGGGGAAGGUCUCAACAGAGCCUGGGCCUAUGAUAUCAGGACUGUACGUCAAGCAGAGCAGGACAAGCCAGAGGGAAGCCCAGUGUAACGACUGGUCGGCUCAGAAACAUAUGCCUCGCAAGGCAGAUGGGUAGUCUUUCAGGAGGCUGCUAUGGUGGGACGCGCCUUUUUCCAUUGCUGAGCUCAACAGCGUCUUAAGGCUCCAACAUGGGAGAGAAGCACGGAGGAGCGACAUGAUUUGUCCGGAGAAAUCACAUGCACUGAGCUUCCUCCCACCUCCAUCAAAUGCCUGCCGUUCUGGGAAAUUCUCUAGAACUUUCACCUAAAGAUUGGACAGAUAAAUCUGUUUGUUUGGGUUUAAUCUACAUACUUUAUUUUAUUCAUUUGUAACGAGCUGUUGCUAUAUACAUUGUUUAACUUGCCUAUGUUCGUGAUGCAGUGAGCAGCGUCUACUAAGAUCUAGUUCUCAUGGAGGUGGGGAAUUAAAGAAAGAAAGAUCAGAUCCUAA
Molecule: messenger RNA, 1152 nt
Organism: Elgaria multicarinata webbii
Lineage: Eukaryota; Metazoa; Chordata; Lepidosauria; Squamata; Anguidae
Gene: ANTKMT
Product: adenine nucleotide translocase lysine methyltransferase
Exons: 6
Coding region: 85-732 (215 amino acids)
Biological process (GO): positive regulation of proton-transporting ATP synthase activity, rotational mechanism; peptidyl-lysine trimethylation; regulation of mitochondrial ATP synthesis coupled proton transport
Cellular component (GO): mitochondrion
Molecular function (GO): protein-lysine N-methyltransferase activity
Source: RefSeq, a predicted model, not a curated record